Molecule: messenger RNA, 579 nt
Organism: Xenia sp. Carnegie-2017
Lineage: Eukaryota; Metazoa; Cnidaria; Anthozoa; Malacalcyonacea; Xeniidae
Product: fibronectin type III domain-containing protein-like
Exons: 4
Coding region: 1-579 (192 amino acids)
Molecular function (GO): protein binding
Source: RefSeq, a predicted model, not a curated record
AUGACGACCCAAUACAGACAGGGAGACUUGCAACCAUUUAAGAACUACACCAUGAAGGAAAACCCGGAGGUACAUGACGUAAGCGUGACGUCAUACGGACGUUAUUUGCACGUGCAAUGGAAACCACCGAUCGAGGCUAACGGUAUUAUUGUUGGUUACCAACUAAGGAUCAAUAGCUCUAACUUUACAGGAAGUCGUGUUCUCGAAUAUUUGUUCGACAAGUUACAGCCCAAGACAGAGUACGUUGUGUUUAUAACCGCAGCAACAAACGCAGGCUCAGGAGAAGCCGUUUCAACUUCUGCCCGCACGACAGACAUGAGAACUCCCGCAGUGGCACCUCCACCAAUAGUUGAAGCCAUCGACGAAGAUAGUGUCAAUGUCACCUACGUUCCAAGCUCAAAGGAAGGCGGAUACCCGGAAAAAUUCUACAUUGUUUAUAGAGAAAAAGAAGAUGAUGAAAACUUAAAGAAUACGGAGGCUAUCGAAAUCAAGAAAAAUGGACAAAAUCGUUCAUCCAGAUUGAUGAUUUGGACGAUACCAAAGUUUGUUUGUAAACUGUUGUCACCAACGGUGACUUGA